CCAGUAGAUUCGCCGGGCUGACUCAACCCGGGAACGUUGGUCUUCUGAAGCUCCCGCCGCGAAAUGAUACCCUCCCUCACGGGGUUGUGAAUUUUUCUCGCUGGCACAGCUGUUUCAGUGAUCGAAAAGUUCUGUUGUUUGUUGCUUAAUCCGCGCAGCUGCUCUGUCUCACCAAAGGUUUGGCCACCGAGAAUAUUCCACCCGCACGAAGAAACGAACAAUGGCGGGACCAUCAUCACCCGAGAGCUGCGCGACCAUCGCUGAAUGGCGCGCCCAGGCGGAGGCCAUGAAGGCCGCCGUUGCAGGGUUAGACACGAGUCGCAGCGUCGAGUACACGGAUGGGUCAGACUGGGACGACGAUGAGAUUGACCAGACAUACGAGCCCCGAGACGGGCCCCGCGAUGUGUGGGACUUCAUCUCGGACGACGAGCUGGACGAGCUCGAUUUUGACAGCGGCGAUAUGUUUGACGGCGUGGACGGCGGGACACCCGUCGUUUUCGAUGCUCACUGGUUGGCCUCGAGAUGUGUCGAGCUCUCCUCGCGCAAAUCCGGUUUCUCGCCCACCGCCCUGCAAGACCAGAUCAUGGACAUCCUGGGCACCAGCAGGCCCGAGGGCGAGCUCCAGUCAUUAUUGACGGAUUUAGUGGGGUUUGACGACCUGGACUUCAUCAUCGACCUGGUCUCUCACCGGGCCGAGAUCGUCGCUUCCGUAGCCUCGGAGAGCCUACGCGACGAGUCGACCGGCCAGGCGCCGAGGCUGUUGACCAAGGCUCAGAGGCAGGAGGCUCUCCGACGCAGGGAUCUCGAGCACAAAGCCGCCCCCCUGGCCGCGGCCCGCGAAAAGGAGGAGGAGUACCCGUACGUCUACAAGACGUACAGCGCCGGCAACACGCUGAGUCACACCGGUGCCAAGUACAAGCUGCCCGUGGGAAGUCAGCGGUUAGAGUUUGAGAAGUACGAGGAGUAUGUGGUACCGGCGGGGAAAAAGGGCACCCUCUGGCCGGGCCAGAAGCUCGUCAAGAUCUCCGACAUGGACGGUCUGUGCAGGACCACCUUCAAGGGCUACAGGACGCUCAACCGCAUGCAGAGCCUGGUGUACCCGGUUGCUUACAAGACCAGCGAGAACAUGCUCAUCUGCGCCCCGACCGGCGCGGGCAAGACGGAUGCUGCCAUGUUGACCAUCUUGCACACCGUCGGCCAGUAUCUGACUCCGAGCCCCUUCGAGGACCAUCUGGCCACCGAUUUUGCCGUGCAGGCCGAGGACUUCAAGAUCGUCUACGUCGCGCCCAUGAAGGCCCUGGCGGCGGAGAUCACCGAGAAACUGGGAAGACGGCUGGCCUGGCUCGGGCUGCGCUGCCGCGAGUACACCGGCGAUAUGCAUCUGACAAAGUCGGAGAUUGUACAGACGCAGAUUAUCGUUACGACGCCUGAGAAAUGGGACGUCGUGACGAGAAAAGGGACUGGCGAUACUGAGCUGGUGCAAAAGGUACGGCUGCUCAUCAUCGACGAGGUCCACAUGCUCCACGACGAGAGAGGCGCCGUGUUGGAGUCGCUGGUGGCCAGGACGCAGCGGCAGGUCGAGAGCACGCAAUCCAUGAUUCGCAUCAUCGGGCUCAGCGCUACGCUCCCAAACUACGUCGAUGUAGCCGAGUUCUUGGGCGUUAACAAACGGACCGGGCUGUUCUACUUCGAUGCCUCCUUCCGACCAGUCCCGCUCGAGCAACACUUUAUCGGGGUCAAGGGAAAGCCGAACAGCAAGCAAUCACGGGACAACCUCGACCAGGUCGCCUUCGAAAAGGUGCGCGAGAUGCUCGAGCAGGACCACCAGGUCAUGGUGUUCGUCCACUCCCGGCGAGACACUCAGGCGACCGCCAAGAUGCUGUACGAGAAGGCGACUGAUGACGCCUGCGUCGGCCUGUUCGACCCCUGCGGCCACGAAAAGUACGAGCAGGCCAUGAAGGAUGUCAAGUCAACCAAGGCCCGCGAGAUCCGGGAUCUCGUGCCUAAGGGUCUGGGUAUCCAUCACGCCGGCAUGGCGCGUUCAGACAGGAAUCUCAUGGAGCGCCUGUUUGCCGAAGGCGUCAUCAAGGUCCUCUGCUGUACCGCCACGCUGGCUUGGGGUGUCAACUUGCCGGCUGCCGCGGUCGUCAUCAAGGGGACGCAGGUGUACAGCGCCCAGGAUGGCAAGUUUGUCGACCUGGGCAUCCUUGACGUGCUCCAGAUCUUCGGUCGUGCCGGUCGUCCGCAGUUUGAGGACGUCGGUAUCGGUAUGAUCUGUACCACCCACGACAAGCUUGCCCAUUACCUCACGGCGGUGACGGAGCAGCUUCCUAUCGAGUCCAGGUUCUCGAGCAAGCUCGUCGACAACCUGAAUGCAGAGAUUGCCUUGGGCACCGUCAACUCGAUAAACGAUGCUGUGAAGUGGAUCGGGUAUUCGUACCUCUUUGUGCGCAUGAAGAAGAACCCCAUGGCAUACGGCAUCGAGUGGGCCGAGUUUAACGACGACCGCUCCCUCGUCCAGCGGCGACGGAAGCUGGCCAUCGAGGCGGCGAGGACGCUCCAGCAGUGCCAGAUGAUCAUCUUCAACGAGCCCACCGAGGAGCUGCGCAGCAAAGAUAUCGGCCGGAUCGCCAGCCAGUACUACAUUCAGCAUACCAGUAUACAGAUCUUUAACUCGCUCAUGAGGCCUAAUUCUGAGGAGAAGGAUAUUCUGAAGAUGAUCGCCAUGAGCGGCGAAUUCGACAACAUCCAGUCGAGAAACAACGAGGCGGAUGAGCUGACCAAGAUGAGGCAGAACGAUGACUUCGUCCCCUACAAGGUUGAUGGGGGCAUCGAUCAGGCGCAGACGAAGACCAACAUUCUGCUGCAGGUCUACAUCUCGAGGGGCCAGCCGGAGGAUUUUGCUCUAACCAACGAUUUGAACUAUGUCGCCCAGCAGGCCGGGCGUAUCUGCAGGGCCCUGUUUAUGAUUGCGCUGAAUCGGCGAUGGGGCUACCAAUGCUUGGUAUUGUUGACACUGGCGAAAUCCAUCGAGAAGCGUAUAUGGAUGUUCCGGCAUCCGUUCCAUCAGUUUGAUCUUCCAAAGCAUGUUCUCAAGAAUCUGGAGGCGAAAGACUCGCUGUCGAUCGACUCCUUGCGGGAGAUGGAGCCCGCGGAGAUUGGAAAUCUCGUCAACAACUAUCGGAUGGGGACCAAGAUUGCGAAGCUCCUCGACAACUUCCCAACGCUGAGCGUCGAGGCUGAGAUCGCGCCCCUGAACCGGGAUGUCUUGAGGAUCAAGCUCUACAUCACCCCCGACUUCCGCUGGAACGACCACCUUCAUGGGACAUCCGAGUCGUACUAUAUCUGGGUCGAGAACUCGGAUACCUCCGAGAUAUACCAUCACGAGUUCUUCAUCCUCAACAGGAAGAAGCUACACGAUGAUCAUGAGCUCAACUUCACCAUUCCGCUCUCCGACCCGCUCCCGGACCAGAUCUAUGUGCGGGCUGUGUCAGAUCGCUGGCUCGGCGCCGAGACGGUGACCGCCGUCUCGUUUCAACAUCUCAUUCGUCCUGACACGGAGAGCGUCUACACGGACCUCCUCAAUCUGCAGCCGCUGCCCAUCACGGCGCUCAAGAACCAGGCUCUGGAGGAGAUCUACGCUAAGCGAUUCCACUUCUUCAACCCGAUGCAGACCCAGCUGUUCCACACGCUGUAUCACCGGCCGGUGAACGUCCUCCUAGGCUCGCCGACGGGGAGUGGCAAGACGGUUGCCGCUGAGCUCGCCAUGUGGUGGGCCUUCCGCGAGCGCCCCGGUUCCAAGGUCGUCUACAUUGCGCCCAUGAAGGCGCUCGUGCGCGAGCGCGUCAAGGAUUGGGGGACACGGCUCGCUCGGCCUCUGGGCUUGAAGCUGGUAGAGUUAACAGGCGACAAUACGCCCGAUACGCGGACCAUCGAGGAUGCCGACAUCAUCAUCACGACGCCCGAGAAGUGGGACGGCAUUUCGCGCAGUUGGCAGACCAGGAGCUACGUCCGGAAGGUCAGCCUCGUCAUCAUUGACGAGAUCCAUUUGUUGGCGGGAGACCGUGGUCCGAUUCUGGAGAUCAUUGUUUCUCGCAUGAACUACAUUGCCUCGUCCACCAAGAAUGCUGUCAGGCUGCUGGGCAUGUCGACAGCGUGCGCGAACGCCACGGACCUAGCCAACUGGUUAGGUGUCAAGGAGGAGGGCUUGUUCAACUUCCGUCACUCGGUCCGCCCGGUCCCGCUGGAGCUCUACAUCGACGGGUUCCCCGAAGUCCGGGGCUUCUGCCCACUGAUGCAGUCGAUGAACCGGCCCACUUUCCUGGCUAUUCUGAACCACAGCCCCGAGAAACCGGUCAUCGUGUUUGUUCCCUCUCGUCGGCAGACGCGUCUGACGGCCAAGGAUCUUAUCAACCUCUGCGGGAUGGAAGACAACCCGCGGCGCUUCCUCCACAUGGAUGAGGACGACCUCCAGCUGAACCUCUCGCGGGUCAAGGAUGAGGCGCUCAAAGAGGCCAUCAGCUUCGGUAUCGGUCUGCAUCACGCAGGUCUGGUCGAGUCGGACCGCCAGAUUGCCGAGGAGCUCUUCUUGAACAACAAGAUCCAGAUCCUCAUCGCCACCAGCACCCUUGCCUGGGGUGUCAACCUUCCGGCCCAUCUCGUCGUCGUAAAGGGGACUCAGUAUUACGAUGCCAAGAUCGAGGCGUACAAGGACAUGGACCUGACCGAUGUGCUGCAGAUGCUCGGCCGGGCCGGCCGGCCGCAGUUCGACGAUUCGGGCGUAGCCCGCAUCUUCACUCAGAACUCCAAGAAGGACUUUUACAAACAUUUCCUGCACACGGGUUUCCCGGUCGAAUCGUCGCUCCAUACAGUGCUUGAUAACCAUUUGUGCGCCGAGAUUUGCGCCGAGACUAUCGUCACGAAGCAGGACGCGCUGGACUAUCUGACAUGGACCUUCUUCUUCCGGCGCCUGCACAAGAACCCGUCCUACUAUGGGCUCGAGAUCUCGGCGGAGGAGCAUAACUCGACCACUGCGCAGCAGCUGGCGAACGAGUUCAUGAUAUCCAUGGUUGAUGCUUCUCUGGCCGAGCUCACCGAGUCCAAAUGCGUGGAGGUCUACCCCAACGGGGAUGUCGACCCAACACCGCUCGGCAAGAUCAUGAGCUAUUACUACCUCUCCCACAAGACGAUUCGACACCUCGUCCGCAAAGCCAAGCCCCGAGCUUCCUUCCUCGAUGCCUUGACUUGGAUGUGCCGCGCGACCGAAUACGACGAGCUGCCCGUUCGGCACAACGAAGACCUCAUCAACGCCGAGCUUUCCCGCAACCUCACCUUUCCGGGCACAGCCUUUGGCCUGCCCAUGUGGGACCCGCACGUCAAGGCGUUCCUCCUGCUGCAAGCACACAUGUCGCGCAUCGGGCUACCCAUCACCGACUACGUCGGCGACCAGACCAGCGUCCUCGAUCAGGCCAUCCGCAUCAUACAGGCCAGUAUCGACGUCAUGGCCGAGUUGGGCUACCUCAGCUCCAUGCUGGAGUUCAUCCGCCUUCUGCAGUGCGUCAAAUCAGCCCGCUGGCCGGACGAGAACCCGGCCUCGAUUCUGCCGGGCGUGGCGGCCGAACCGUUAUCUUCAUCUUCAUCGUCACAGCCAUCACAACCUAAACCCAUCCCCCUUAAAGAAAUCGCCAAGCUAGUCUCCAACCCGAAGCUCCUUGAAAAGCUGGCCCGAGAGCAGCUCGGCGUCCCGCACUCGCAGCUCCCGCGCUUCACCAAAGCGGCCGCCGCCCUCCCCGACGUGAGCGUGGCGGUGGAGGACAUCAAGACGGGCUCGCUGGCCAUCAGCCUGCGCCGGCUCAACCCGGUCACGGAGCGCGAGGCGAGGAUCUACGCCCCGCGAUUCCCUAAACCGCAGACGGAGGGGUGGUUCGUGAUCGUCGGGGAUCUGGCGCGGGAUGAGGUGCUCGCCAUCAAGAGGGUCGGGUGGAGGCCCGGUGGUGGUGGUGGUGGUGGUGGUGGUGGUGGUGGUGGUGGUAAUGGUAAGGAAGGCAGGAGGGCAGUGGUGGAGGUGGGCGAGCGGCCGACGGCGCGGACCGUGGUUCAGGUGCCGGACGUGAAGGAGGGAGAGGAGGAGAAAGGAAGAAAGGUGGACGUUCUGGUGCUGAGUGAUGGCUAUGUGGGCAUGGAGUGGACGUUCGCGGGCGUCGAGUUGCCCGCGGCACCCAAGGUGGAGGCAGGGGUCGUGGAGAAGAAGGGAAGUGCUGGAGGAUGGUCUGGAGGGGGCGAGAGGGCGUAGGUGACUGAGGCGAGGGGAGGUGAGAGGGUGUGGGUGGGAUCGGCAUUUGUUUUCACGAUUAGCGCAUGGAAUCUACCACGAUAUCUGGUUGAUGCCUUGGUGAAAAAAAUAAAAUAUUGGAUGAGGCGCUAUGAACACAGGCUUCUAUGGAACGACGCUGCAGAUUCGCACUACGUUGGAUUUAUGAGAACCUCAGUUCGACACUGAUCGGUCUCUCGGACUAAGAUACUCGACCCUACCGCCCCCCACCCCCUUCAACAAAGUCCCUCCCAACCUACCAUUAUCCUUUUUCAACUUCACCUUUAUCCCUAAGCUGCGAGCCUCCUCAGUCGGCGUUUAAGCCGUCACUUGAACUUGACGAACUAGCCAACUACGGAAGAGCAUGUUUCCCAGGGAGCGGCCGGGAGGUCCGUUCUUUGCGUGUCUUGUGUGCUUCUUGAAGCCGAGACAACACUACCUUGGAGGGGGGAUCAAACCAUCUCCAGGCAGAGAGCGCGACUCGAUCCUUGCCAUCUAGUGUGUUGUUGGAACAUGCAGCGAAUACGCUUCAGCUCAAGCCGCGCGGUGAAGGCGGGACCGUGUGGGCAAGCUAUACCAAGCCCCUAGAAAGGGGGAGGGGGGGUCGGAGAAGGGCAAAUCUCGCUGCUGGUGCUGGUCUCCGCCCUCUCUCGUCGACUCGAAGUUCCCCCGAGGGUUGGAAGGGCAU
Thermothelomyces thermophilus ATCC 42464 is the source of this 6998-nucleotide messenger RNA. RefSeq lists its product as uncharacterized. The coding region runs from base 221 to 6292 and encodes 2023 amino acids. Lineage: Eukaryota; Fungi; Ascomycota; Sordariomycetes; Sordariales; Chaetomiaceae. Gene Ontology annotation, molecular function: ATP binding; ATP hydrolysis activity; nucleic acid binding. The record is from RefSeq and is a predicted model, not a curated record. The transcript has a single exon.